AAAUUUUGUUCCCAGAGGCAGAAAGCUAUUGUGUGGAACUUUUGAAUGUAAAAUUUCUCAUUGAGAGAUUAGAAGCUGACACGUGUAGGAUGUGACCUGAAGGGACGGCCAGGAUUAGUUGCUUUCACCUGCCCAAAAUGAACUCCCUGUCAUUUUAGUUAACCCGCAGUAACAAAAGAUAAGACUGAAAUGCCAACUUUUUGGCGCCUUUCAUCAAACAACUGGCACUGUGUUGCAUAGUACAGUAGUGCUGUAACACCGCCAUUGAUGAUUUCUUCAUUUUCUUCAUUUUACUGUCCUUUCACUUUCUCGUUACGCUUGAGCCUUCCUCUGAAUCGUUAGAAAAUCUUGACCGAGAAUUUCCAUUCCCUCCACGCACCUUUUCCCUGCCGAAUCUUUCGAAUACUUCCAGAUUUUAGCCUCCUUUAACCAGUUUUUUGGAGCUUUGAUCGGAGAGAAAGAAGCUAUCCAUGGCAUCUGAAGAACGUCGGAAAGGUUUUCUCGCGGCGGCUUCUUCCGGGUGUAUGAAACAAGUGAAGAGGUUUGCCAAGAGAUUACAAAAUCUAGAUGAGGUGGAGGAUGCGGAAGGCCGAACCGCGCUUCACUUUGCCGCUGCCGGUGGUCACACUGCCGUGUGCGACCACUUGAUCAAGAAGCUCAAACUUGGUGUUAAUGUCAAGGAUGCAAAAGGUAACACGCCGUUGAUUGUUGCAAUUGAUAAAGACCAGACUGCUACGGCUUUGUAUCUUAUUGAAACCGGUGGUGCGGAUAUCAUGAUGUUUAAUCAGAAUGGUCUUAUGCCCUUGCACUGUGCUGCUUUGAGAGGUAACACGGAAGUUUUGCAGCUGUUGAUCUCUAACGGUGCUGUAAUAGAGACGGGUUCUAAAUUUGGGACACCACUACAGUGUGCUGUAACUGCUGAUAAGAAAGAGGCGGUGAAGAUUUUAUUGGAUAACCUUGCAAAUCCAAAUUUGGUUGCAGGCUCUUUUGCCUCCCCGCUCAUGCUAUCAAUUGCACAUGACUCACUUGAUUGCUUUCUCCUGUUGCUUGAGGCUGGAGCUAUACCUGACCUUCCUUCAAGUUUGAGGAGGACUCCUCUUAACGUGGCCGCUUUCUUUGGGAAAACAGAGAUUAUCAAAUACUUGCUGAAAUCUGGGGCGAAUCCUGAUGUCACAGAUGCUUAUGGUCUGACAGCCUUAGAACAUGCUGCUGUCAAUGGUAAAGUCGAGGCAAUCAAGAUACUAUUUCCUGUUACUUCUCGGAUCCCAUCUUUUCCAGACUGGAGCAUUGAUGGAAUAAUGGUGUCUAUUUCCUCAGCAGAUGGCAGAAAAAAGAUAACGUCGAAGAUGCAAGAGAUUUUUCGAAUUGCAAAAGCCAAUGGGCUUGCUGCAUUUAAGGAAGAGAAUUAUGCAGUUGCAUGUACUUGGUUUUCUGCGGCUGUUUCUGCAGAUCCUGAUGAUGCCAGUGUUCUAUCUAAUAGGAGCUUAUGCUUUUUACGCUUGAAUAAUGGCGAUCUUGCUCUAGCUGAUGCUGAGAAGUGCGUUUCACUGAAACCUAACUGGGCCAAAGCACACUACAGAGAAGGUGCAGCGUGGAUGUUUCUUGAUGUAUGAAUGUGAAUUACUCUAUGGCAACAAAAGCAUUUGCUGAGGCAUUAAAGCUGGAACCAGAUAACGUGGAACUCAAGAAAGCUCAUGCGAAAGCUCUCUUGAUGCUGAACCUGGUGUCCAUGUCCCAGAGAAUAUGAGACUAGUGCACUUUCAGUUGCAAGUUCCGAGAAUGAAUGCUGUGUGUUAAGUAUUCGCUCUGCGAAAAGUCUGUCCAACAAAAACGAAGUUAUUGUGCAAAAGGUUGAACUUACCUCCUCAUUUUGUUGUUAUGUUAGCUUUUGUUUUGGCCGAGGAGGUAGUGUUACUAAAUGUGGUUUUUGGGAGAACUUGACUAAACCUGUGUGUUAUAAUGAUGGAUGGUAACUAAGUUAGGACAAGGUAGUAUUGAACAUCUUGCUGCAAAUCUAUAUGACAGGACAGCUUGGGGAUUAUUGAAAAACGAUGUUGAAAUUGUCAGUUGAUGC
Molecule: messenger RNA, 2074 nt
Organism: Oldenlandia corymbosa var. corymbosa
Lineage: Eukaryota; Viridiplantae; Streptophyta; Magnoliopsida; Gentianales; Rubiaceae
Source: the annotation of a GenBank genome assembly